Carassius gibelio (silver crucian carp) is the source of this 10210-nucleotide messenger RNA. Its product is annotated as cation-independent mannose-6-phosphate receptor. Gene Ontology annotation, molecular function: signaling receptor activity; D-mannose binding. NCBI's taxonomy places the organism in Eukaryota, Metazoa, Chordata, Actinopteri, Cypriniformes, Cyprinidae. The record is from RefSeq and is a predicted model, not a curated record. The transcript has 47 exons. The coding region runs from base 135 to 7499 and encodes 2454 amino acids. Gene Ontology annotation, biological process: lysosomal transport. Gene Ontology annotation, cellular component: trans-Golgi network.
GUGUACCACGCGUCAUGUCGUCAUGUCGUCAUGUGACUGUGAGUGGUUCCUGCUACACGGUAAUGAUCAGUAAUCAGAAAGGACUGCUGCAUCAUGUCGGACUGUGCGCACUAAUUUAUUUCCUAGUCUAAAACAUGGGCCGUACGCGGGUUUGCGGAAUCGCUGCCACUGGUUUGUUUUCGUUCAUACUGCUUCAGUGUCUAUCAUCAGCAGUGGGCUCGGAUGACAGCUUAUGGUUCCAUGAUCUGUGCAGUUACAAAUGGGAGGCCAUUGACCAAGACAACAAUGUGACAUACACUUUGAAGCUCUGUGAAUCUUCCCCGGAAACAGAAUGUGGAAAAGGAAGCGCGGUCUGUGCCCACACGGCGAAGAGUGGCCUGUUCCAGUCAGUGGGUGAGCUCUCCUUGCGGAAAGUCUUGCCUGCUGUGCUUGAUUUCAACAGCUCGACGAAAUGCGACGACAAGAGCAGCAACAUUCAGAGCAGCAUCACCUUUCAAUGCGGCAAAACAAUGGGCACACCUGAGUUUGUUACUGUCUCUGAGUGUGUUCAUUACUUUGAAUGGAGGACGUACGCCGCCUGCAAACGUGAUCAGUUUAGACCACAUAAGGAGGUCCCCUGCUAUGUCUUUGACUCGGAUGGAAAGAAACAUGACCUCAGCCCGCUGAUAAAACUCUCAGAUGGAUACCUGGUUGACGACCCAGACGAUGAAAUUGAUUUCUACAUUAAUAUAUGCAGAAGUCUAAAACGCGCCGGAAGCCCGUGUCCCGAGGGAUCUGCAGCCUGUCUCACCUCUGGCGACAGUUCUUUCAACAUGGGUCAGCCUGUUCAUCAGCUUGAGCUGCUCUCAAAUGACAAACUAAGGCUGCGGUACGAGGGAGUCACUGAAAGCCCACCCUUCUGUAAUGACCACAAACCAGCAGUGACGAUUACAUUCAUUUGUCCAUCCGCAAGGCAGACGGGAAGUAACCCUAAGAUGGUCAGCAGCUUGAACUGUCGGUAUGAGAUCGAGUGGGUUACUGAGUACGCCUGCCACAGAGAUUACCUGGAGAGUCAAAACUGUAAACUGACCAGCAAACAGCACGACAUCUCCAUUGACCUUACUCCCCUGACAUACCACUCUUCAGGCAACCCCUAUAUGGCUGAGGCCAAAAAUGGCAAGGACACCUAUAACUUCUAUCUGAAUGUGUGUGAUGAGACCAAUGCUGGACAGUGUGGUGAUGAAAAAGGUUACGUGUCUGUCUGCCAAGUCAAGGACACGGGUGAUGUGAAGAAGAUUGCUGGGAGAUACCAGAACCAAACUUUGAGAUAUUCAGAUGGUGAUCUCACGCUAAUCUACCCAGACGGCACCGGUUGCGGCACUGGAUUCCAGCGCAUGACCAUCAUUAACUUUGAGUGCAAUGCAACGGCUGAGUACGGCAAGCCGGUCUUUACAGGAGAGUCUGACUGCACGUAUUACUUUGACUGGCAAACAGCAUACGCAUGUGUGAAGGAGAAGGAAGAUCUGCUGUGUCAUGUCACAGACCACAAGAAGAAGCGUUAUGAUCUGUCGCCUCUUACGCGCUACCCAGAAUCAGAGGGAUCUCAAAACUGGGAGGCUGUGAGCGCCAAGGCACCAGACUCUGAUAAGAAACGUUUUUACAUCAAUGUUUGUCAUAAAAUCAUCCAAGAGGGGGAGGCCAGAUUUUGCCCCGAGGACGCAGCAAUAUGUGCAGUAGGAAAUGGGAAAGCUGUGAACUUGGGCAAAUUCCUGAUUUCUCCGCAAAAGGCGGCAGAGGGGGAUGACAUCAGACUCAAUUACACUAAUGGCGACAAAUGCAGGGAUAACAUGAGAAUAAAAAGCAUCAUCACUCUGAAGUGUAAGCCUGGAGAUGUUGAGAGCGCUCCGGUCCUGUGGAGUGUGUCCAGUGACGGCUGCAUCUAUGAGUUUGAGUGGUUCACCGCUUCAGCCUGCGUCCUCUCGAAAACAGAAGGAGAUGAUUGCAAGGUGGAAAACCCACAAGCAGGAAUUUCAUUUGACUUGUCCCCGCUUCAGAAACCUAGUGGAGGUUAUUAUAACAUGUCUGUUGACAAGUAUGACUACUUCAUCAAUGUGUGUGGCAAUGUGAAGGUGGGACAGUGUCCAAAAACAGCAGGGGCCUGUCAAGUUGACCAGAAUGGCACAAGCUCUUGGAAUCUCGGCGAGUUUAAUUCAAGGCUUUCCUACUAUGAUGGCAUGAUCCAGCUGACCUACAGAAACGGCUCUCAGUACAACAACAAGCAGCACACACUGCGUUCCACACACAUCUCCUUCCUCUGUGACAGAGAGGCUGGUCCAGGAAAAGCUGAGUUUCAGAAAGAAGAUGAGUACACUUAUGACUUCAAAUGGUACACUUCCUAUGCCUGUCCUGAGAGACCACAUGAGUGUGUUGUAACAGACCCCAAAACUCUGCAUCAGUACGACCUGUCCAGUUUGGCAGUAUCUAAUGGCGGUAGGAACUGGCAGGCCAUGCAAGUCUCUGACCCGAGCGGCCUGAGGAAAUACUACAUCAAUAUAUGCCAGCCACUUAAAGCCGUGCCUGGCUGUGACAGGAAAGCUUCUGUCUGUGAGGUGAAAUUUGAGGAAGGCCUGUCUGAGAAGGUAGAGAUCAGCAACUUAGGCAUUGCUAAGAAGGGGCCGGUGAUCGAGGAGGAGAACCAGCUAAUGUUGGUGUACACUGAUGGCUCAGUGUGUGAAGCAGAUGGAGUCAGGACCACUUACACAACUCGUAUCCACUUCGUCUGCUCCUCUGGGACAACAACAUCUGGUCCUCGCUUUUUGAUAAACCAGAACUGCACCGUUGACUUUGUUUGGCACACAGAAGCAGCCUGCGCCAUCACAUCCGUUGAGGACACCAGUCAGAACUGCUCAGUGAAAGAUCCCAACACUGGCUUUGAGUUCAACCUGAAACCAUUGGCUACUGACAACGGAUACCACGUCAACGCUCUUGGGAAAGACUUUGUCGUGAAUAUUUGUGGUUCUGUGAAAGAGUGCGGGACUGUCAAAAAUAAAUCUGUUUCUGGCUGUGAGCUGGAUGAUAAGAAGCCUGUGAGUCAAGUUGGUGUGGAACAGAUUCUCCAGUUCUCCACUGAUGGCGCUCUCACGCUCACAUACAAAGGAGCCCUGGACAAACAGACAGGUACCGAAGACACCUUCUUCAUAAAAUUUGUGUGUGACCAGAAGUCCAACCAACCCUCUUUGAAGCUCAAACAAGAAGAGCUGGGCACAACUACAUAUGUAACCCACAAUGUGUUCUUCGAGCUUUCCACUGCGCUAGCCUGUGAACCUGGUCCUGUGGAUUGCCAAGUCACUGAUUUACAAGGUAGAGAGUAUGACUUGAGUGACCUGGAUGACAAAUACUAUGUUCCUCUGGACACCUCAGAUCAGGCCCGCUUUCAAAAGUUUUACAUCAGUGUGUGUAAACCGCUGCCUCGUGUCCAGGGCUGCCCUGCUGGAGCGAUUGGAGCAUGUGGGCAGCUGAAAGGCAAAGGUGUAAAUCUGGGAUACGUGCAGUCCAGGCUGCAGUCAGCAGCAGACGGCUCCAUCAGUAUUGUUUAUCUGAAUGGGGACAAGUGCGGUUCAGGAAGUUACUCCACAAGAAUCAUCUUCCAGUGUGAUGACAGUCCUGGUGCACCCAUGUUUGAUCGCAAAGAUGGUUGUGAAUAUGUCUUCAUAUGGAGAACCUCAGAAGCUUGCCCAAUAAAAAGAGUGCAUGGUGAAAACUGUAAAGUCAAGGACCCCAAGAGCGGCUACGAGUAUAAUCUUACACCCCUGGCUGGAAAAGACUAUGAAGUGAAGAAAUUGAGUUAUGAGUAUCACUUUGCAGUGUGUGGCCCAAUUACAUCCUCGGUCUGUCCUCAUGGUCCCAGCAAUUCAGUGUCCUCCUGUCAGGUCGAGGGCAGUACACACAGAAUAGCAGGCUUAUCCAAUCAAAACCUCACAUUUGAUGAUGGGAUUAUAAUGAUCAACUACACGAAUGGGGAAAAGUGCCACAAGAUUUACGAGCGAUCCACUGCUAUUCUCUUCUCCUGCGACCACAGCAAGAAUCCCGGUAAGCCGGAGUUCAUAAAGGAGACUGCGGACUGCACAUAUCUGUUUGAAUGGCAAACAGCUUUGGCCUGUCCUUCCUUCAAAACCACAACCUGCUCUUACAAUGAUGGCAGUGGCCACUCCUACGAUCUAUCCUCGCUGGCAUUGCACAAAUUCAAUUGGAUUGUUGUGCCAGAUGCGAAAAAUCAGAGGCAGCGUUACUAUAUCAACGUGUGCAAGUCUCUGGUGCCUCAGACCGGUGCGUGGAGCUGCCCAUCUAGCGCUGCGGCCUGUCUGAAGGAUGGAGAUGAUUAUGUGAAUCUAGGGGAGGCAGAGGCGGGUCCACAGUGGGAUAAAAACAUCCUGAUUCUGAACUACACCAAUGGACAAGCCUGUCCUAAUGUCAAGAGAAACCGGAGCACCAUUAUUCGUUUCAGAUGCGACCCAGACAAAGUGGAAUCUGAACCUACUCUGAUCACGGCUCUGGAGGAUUGCUUCUAUAGCUUUGUGUGGUUCACUGCUGCAGCCUGUCCUCUCAACAGCACAGAGCACGGGGACUGUAAAGUCACAAAUCCAGCCACAGGUCAUCUCUUUGACCUUAAUGCCCUCAGUCGGACAGGUGGCUAUACGGUCUACCAUCCCUCAGCCCAUAGUAAGAUGUUCAGACUGAACAUUUGUGGAGAUGUAGACAAUGCUGGUUGUGCCCCUGGAACAGCCGUGUGCAUCAGAGACACUCAGAAGGCCAUAAGUGCUGGGAAAACCGCAAGGAAGCUGGUGUAUAAGGAUCAGGUGGUGGAGCUCACCUAUGAGGAUGGAGACACGUGUGCCGCCAACCCUUCCCUCAAACACAAGAGCAUCUUCAGCUUCGUCUGCAAGUCUGAGGGAGAAGGUACAGAUGUACCCGUGCUGGUGUACUCGGAUGACCUCACUUGUACUCACUCUUUCUCCUGGCACACUCCUCUGGUUUGCGAACAACAGGUGCAGUGCUCCGUUUGGAACGGUACCAACCAGAUUGACCUCAGUCCUCUGAUCCAUCUCACUGGUUACUACAAAGCUAUCAACGAGGAUUUAGGCAAGGACAAGUCUCCUGAUUUCUACAUCAACAUCUGCCAGCCCCUCAACCCCAUCCCAGGGGUCAACUGUCCUCCGGGGGCCGCUGUGUGCAUGGAUCCUGUUGAUGGAGAUCCAGUUGACAUCGGACGAAUCACCUCCCCUCCUCGCUUUAAUAUCAACACCAAUGAGGUGGAGAUCACCUUCAGCAGCACAACCGUCUGCGCUUCUGACCCCACCUCCAACUACUCCUCCAAGAUCGUUUUCACCUGCCAGAAAGGGGCAGAGCUGGGUUCUCCCCAGAUGAUCCGGGCUCAGGACUGUCUGUAUGUGUUUGAGUGGGCCACUCCUGUGGUCUGCCCGGAGACCAUCACACUAAAUGCCUGCAGUCUGACCGUCUCCCAGCUGGGCUAUACAUUUGACCUCUCGGCUCUAUCAGGGAUUGUUCAGGUUCCUGGAAGCUCUGGCUCCUUUAAUAUCAAUGUGUGUGGGACUGUGGCGGGCUCAGCAUGUAAAGACAGCGCGGUAUGUCUGAUCUCAAAGACUUCUGCGGCUUCAUACGGAAACACCAAAAUCAUGAACCUAGACUACAAGAGAGAAGAGCAGGGUGUGAUCAUGCAGUACAGUGGAGGAGACACUUGUCCUCAAGUUACAGAUCAAGAUGAGGUGUGCACUUUCCCCUUUAAAUUCCGGAGCAAAUCUUACACUGAGUGCACAACUGAUGGCAGGAUUAACGGCAAGAAGUGGUGUGCCACUACAAGCGACUAUGACAAAGAUCAGAAAUGGGGCUUUUGCUCUGCCGCACUAAGAGAGAAACGGCAGUCGUCCAUUUUGUUCUUGUGUGACCGAGCGGCAGGUCGUGGAAGUCCACAGCUGAUGAGUGAAAUCCUAGGAUGUUCUGCUAACUUCCAGUGGAGAACGGAUGUGGUGUGCCCGCCCAAAAAGAUGGAGUGCAAGUUUACAGGACAACACCAGACCUACGACCUGCGCACGCUCUCAUCUCUAACAGAACCAUGGAAAUUUAGCAACGGAGAUGAUUCGUACUACUUCAAUCUGUGCCAGGCCAUUCAUGGAGGUCAGCCAGGGUGUGCAGCAGAAGCCGCCGUGUGUCGCAGACGUGCCAGUGGUAAGACCGAGACUCUGGGCCGCGUUCACACGCAGACCAUGGAGUUAAUCGAUGGAAAGAUCCUCGUCAAUUAUUCCAUGGGUGACGAGGUGUGUGGAAACAAUAAACCAGCAAGAACAAUCUUGCAGCUGAAGUGUGGCAGCACAGUGGGCCAUCCGAAAUUAUUCAGGGAGGAUAAAGCAGCAUGUGAGUACUGGGUGGAGUGGGAGACUCGAUUUGCAUGUGCUGUGAAGCAGGAGGAAGUGGAGAUGAUCAAUGGAACCAUCAAAGUACCAGAGACAGGAGCCAUUUUCAGCCUGGGACCGCUUUAUUACCGUUUCCACAACGCCUCAGGAGACAUCCGUCCCAAUGGAGAUCGCUAUAUCUACCACAUCCAACUGUCAGGCAUCACCGACCACUCCAUUUCCGGUUGUCGGGGUGCAAAUAUCUGUCAGGUCAAGAUUAAUGGCAGUUACCGCAGACAAAUUGGCUUGGCCAGCAAAGCAAAGUAUUAUAUAAAAGGUGGAAAUCUUGACGUCUUGGUACCAUCUGAAUCUGUAUGUGGACGAGAUAAGACUAAAACUGUGUUCUCGACCAUCCAGUUCCACUGCAGCCCUACGGCAGGAGAAGGUAUCCCAGAAUUCCUUCUGGAGACAGAUGGCUGCCAGUAUCUGUUUGUUUGGCACACUGCCACAGUUUGUGAAUUUUUCUCCAUGAACCCGCGCAGCACUGAUGGAGGGGAGGAGCAUGCUGAAUUGUCUGGGCGGAGUCAGGCUUUAGAGGCGGUGCUUAUCCUGUUGGUUGUGCUCACAAUCUGUUUCCUUGUUCUUCUGCUGCAAAAACGAGACAGGAGGCAACUUCUAAUACAGAAAGUGUCAAGUCUCUGCAGGAAAGAAAAUCCAGUAUCCUACAAAUACUCCAGGGUGAACGCAGAUGAUGGUGGAUGUGAAGAUGAGAUGGAAUGGUUAAUGGAAGAGACCGGGACACCCAUGCGGGAGCCACAAGGGAACGGUCACAUCACCACCAAGCCGGUCAGUGCAGACGCCCUGCGCUCCUUCUCCCUGGACGAGCAGGACAGCGAGGAUGAGGUGCUCACAGUCCCAGGGGUCCGAAUCGCCCCUUCAUCGUCCACUUCCAUACGGCAGCAGUCAGCUUUGUUGAAAGCAGAGAGCGAUGAGGAUCUGGUGGGGCUCCUGGUGGACACACGGGGUAGAAACGAGACCCAAUACAGCGGCAGAAACCAGAGCAAACCUCAGCCAGACCCUGAUGACAGCGACGAGGACCUACUCAAAGUCUGAGGGCGCUGGGCGGCCCAAACUAAACUUUCGAAUGUCUCUGCCACAACGCUCCAAUUGUUUAGUUGCUCCACUUUGGGCUUUCUAAAGGGAAAUCUCUCUGUGAGCUGUUUGCAAGACAGCUUUCACGAGCAAGUCGGUCGAUUCGUCCACUAAAUAAAUUCGAUGCCUUUCUGACAAAAUAAGUUUUUGUCAUUUGAUCGUUUAUUUGUUUGUGUGUUCUGUUUUCCAUUGAUUAAGAUGAAUUUUGUACAACAUCGAAUGUGAAUUCAGUCACUCCCAACAAACGUACAGAAAAGGACUAUAUAGAUUUUCUUAUUGUUAUUUAAAGAUUUUUGGGAACUGUUUUUUGUUAAUUCACAAACUCACUGUAAAAAUACACUGUUCUUUGAAAUGAUUCUGAAUGAUUGUGGCAGAUACAGUCAAAUAUAUUUUCUAAACUACAGUCUAAAGUAGUAUUUCACAUAUCUUGAGCCAUGUAGCACCGAGAGGAGACUGAUCCGCUUUGCCAAGUUCAUAUUUAAAUCACAAACCUUCGAACAUCAUGCUUCGUACUUGUGUUCUGCAUCAGCAUUCACCUUUCACUAUUGCAGCGUUCAACUAAACCACAACAUCUGUUAUUGGGUGUUUUGUGCAGUGCUUUUUCCCCCUUGUUCUGACAAAACGCAUGUUCUACUUGCCCUAAUAGAGCAACGAGCACAGACGGAGAUUUAGUGCCAUGGAGGAAUGACAUUGCAUGUAUGACUGCUGCAGGCUUCCUUUAGAAUCAUAAUUUCUCAUUGCAAUCAGAAGAAAAAUUAUUGUAUUCAUUGUGUCGUGUUUAUUUGCUUUAUUGUUUAGUUGCACUGUACGAUAAGAUUCAGUUCAUUAAUGGGACAUGGUGAUGGUUAAAAAUAAAUUAAAAAUUGGAGGAAAAACUGUAUUUUAGUUAUUUUGCGUUCAUUCGUAAAAUUUUCCAUUCCCUCAAGAAACAUUUCGUUCACUCCCCAAGCUUUAUGCUCUCACCUGAGAGACAUUCGUUCGUUUGUUCGUUCGCAAGCAUUUGAGUGUUAAACUUUUUAAUUUCCUUGAGAAGCUUUUGCAAAACUAUUGCAUUUGUAAAACAUUUGCGGUUCCUAGAGAAACUGUUUUUAAUAAAAAAAACUCAUAAGUCAUAAAACUUUUGCGUUAUCUUGAGAACCUCUGUUUGCUCACAGAAAUAUUUGAUCAUAAAAAUCCCAGAUAAUUUGUUUUUUCAUUCGCUUUCAUGUGUUUGAGCAUAAAACUUUCCCCAUAAUCUCUUCCGUUUGCCCACAAAAAUAUUGUUUGUAAAAAAAAAUUGUGUUCCCCUGAAAACUUUUGUAAAACUAAAGCAUUUGCUUGCAAAACAUUUGCGUUUCCCCAAUACUUUUUUUUUCAUUUACUAACGAAACUUUUGUGAUGCAAAUAAUAUGAGGGAAGAAAAACUAUACUUGUGCUUUUGCAAGUGAGUGCUAAUUUUCCCAGGGGAACGCAAUAGUUUUGCGAAAGAACAAAUGUUUUGCGAGCAAAUGGCAAAUUAACUUCUAAAAAGGAUUGCGAAUGAAUGCAAAGACUCCAAUUUUGCCUCUAAUCACCAUUUACCCUCGUCUCCCUUUUCUUUUUUUUCUUUUUUUUACAGAGUUUAUUAAUCUGUUAAUUUAAAAAUGAUCUGUUACCUGUCACUGUUACUUGUUAUCAUGUUUGUUCAUGAUACGUUAACUAAUGUUUAUUUAAACAACUUGAAAUGUUGCGGAUGUAUUCGAAUAAGUGGAAAUAACAUUAAUAAAUUCUGUAAAAGUGUUGUUUAUGGUUAGUUGGUGACACCAAAUGCACUAAUUAACAUGAACAAGUUGAAGUUUAUUGUAAAUUGUUACUUUUUCUUUUAAUCAAUUUUUUGUCAUUUGAUGUUUUGCGCAGAAGAAAUCAGUGCCUAGGAAAGAAGCCAAAAGUAUACCAGGUGUUAGAAAGCCUUUUACGAAGCACUUUUCCUGUUAGCGUGAACAGUUUUGUUUUCAGUUGCAUUAACGGAACACCCCGCACCUCUGCAAAAAUAAUGUUUUAUUUGCUGAAUCGGUUCCAGCUCAUGUUUUUUUGCUGACUAACUCGGGUUUUGAAAAAGAUGCAAACAUUUACAGUUGUGUUGCAGGUUUUCUGACAGCUCUCAGAAAUGAUUUACCAAAAGAUUUUUCUCUCAGGACAGUGACGGUACAAUGGGACACUGGUCCUGUUUGGCAGCAUGUGUACAGUUUUUCACUCUGGCUCAAUGCUCUGUCUCAUAGGCUUGUAUUACCAUCCAUCAGGGUAUUCCUAAAAUAUAUAUUUGCCAAGUAAAGCCACACCAGUUCUGUAUAUGCGAGACGGUACAUCACGAUGCGUGAAAGCAUGCAUGUUUGUACUCUGCACCUUGAUGGACAGUUUUUUUUUUUCUCCUGUCCUUUAGGGCAGAAGGUGCGUGGUGCACUUGAUGGCUGUUAGUCAUCAUGUGCUUCCCCUCUCCUUGCUGGAAAAAUGUCUGCCUGCUGUAUGAGAUAUUGUACGAUACAGUUGUAAUACUACAAGAGAAGGUCCUGAGAUAGUUUUUUUUUUUUUUUAUUAUGGAGGCUUUAGCUCUUCUCAGACUGUAUUUGUCAUAUUUUAUAGCAUUUUGUUUUGGGAUUUAAACAGUAUAUGCUGAGAUGUUAUACCAUUAUUUCAAUAAAACUAUCAGCUCCUCA